UGUCGAUAGUCGAUAUUCGAUACUGAUGGUGGCUUCACCAUGUCAAUCUGGCGCGCCGAUCAGGAUCCACCUACAGAUCUCCUCGAGCUCUUAUAUACAGAUGAGGUCGAGAUUUUUGAUGAAGAGGGUGGAUACGAUGGAUCAGAUCUGAGUGAAACGGAUGUGGAAGACGAGGACGCUGGACGACCCAAUGACGCCUCCACGAGCAGUGUCCCGCGAGAGGUCACGAAUUCACGAUCGCCAUUGUCGUUUUCGUCAAAAUCUGCCACGGUGCCUGCAGAUGGCGUGGUUUUGCGGACGUUAGACGAGUUUGGUGUGCCGCUGGACGAACGGACGACGGGCGACGAAUUCUUAGCCCCGGAUACCCACCUAUUGUAUGCGUCAACUGGAGAGCGUGAAAGAGAUGAAGGGAAUCGUAGAAGAGGAACGAGUGAGAGAAGGGGAGUUAGAGGUGUGCGAGGACAGAGUGCACGUGGAGUUGGGGUUCCGAACCGGGACCGUAGAGGAGGACGUCAGUGGCAAUUGGGACAGCCAGUCCGUGCAAUAUGGCUCCACGAUGACGACGUUCCUCCUGAAUUGUUAAGAUUGGCGACGGAUGUAUUGAGGAGACGACAGAGGAGAUUGCAAGGUGAUGCCUUGGCCGAUAGUACUGAACGAGGAAGGGUUGCUAGUGAGAGCAAAUAUGAGUUUGAAUUUUUCGACGCCAAACUUUGA
Molecule: messenger RNA, 714 nt
Organism: Aricia agestis (brown argus)
Lineage: Eukaryota; Metazoa; Arthropoda; Insecta; Lepidoptera; Lycaenidae
Exons: 5
Coding region: 40-714 (224 amino acids)
Source: RefSeq, a predicted model, not a curated record